Molecule: messenger RNA, 796 nt
Organism: Nomia melanderi (Alkali bee)
Lineage: Eukaryota; Metazoa; Arthropoda; Insecta; Hymenoptera; Halictidae
Gene: Thor
Product: eukaryotic translation initiation factor 4E binding protein thor
Biological process (GO): negative regulation of translational initiation
Cellular component (GO): cytoplasm
Molecular function (GO): eukaryotic initiation factor 4E binding
Source: RefSeq, a predicted model, not a curated record
AAAAUUUAGCGAUUUACCAGCUAACGAAGUGUGGUAACAUUUUUUUUCCGACACCCUGUGUCUAUUGUGUCCGAUUACAAAGAGACACUCGCCAUAGAGAGGGUUAAGGGCGCUGUUACAAAGGACGGGUUCCAAUUGAAAUUUACGUGGAAUCAAAUCGAAAGAUCAAGCAUGUCUGCAUCACCCAUUGCAAGGCAGGCCACGCAGAGCCAAAGUAUACCUUCAAAGAAAAUAUUGUUCACCGACCCUAGUCAAUUGCCCGCUAAUUAUUCGUCCACCCCCGGCGGAACGCUUUUUUCGACUACACCCGGAGGUACCCGCAUAGUUUAUGAACGUGAUUUCUUGAUGAAUUUACAAAAUUCUCCUAUAUCGCGAACACCGCCACAAAAUGUAUCGUCUAUACCAACGGAAUUAUUGAAAAAUACACCUUUGAAUAGCACAGCACACGUCAAAGCUCAAACCAACAGAGAUACUCCAGCAAUAGAAGAGUCCACAGAACAGUUUGAAAUGGACAUGUAACAAAAAUUGUGAUUACAAUUGUGGUUCUAAUUGCAUCAAUUGUUUAUACAAAUAGUGAUAAUCGAUUUAAUUGAAGAAAAUAUAUUAGUAACAUACCCUUUUGUAUAUCAUGCUCUGUUGGAUCUUAUAGGCAUAGGUUUUUAAAGGAUUCAAUUAAAAGUCCACAAUUAACAUAUAAUGAUAGCAGAUUAACAAAAGAAAUGUAUAAUAAAUUGUUUUGUACGCUACAUUAAAAAAAUUGGUAUCAUUAUUAAUAAAUAAUAUUUUGACAGUAUUA